Molecule: messenger RNA, 663 nt
Organism: Sclerotinia borealis F-4128
Lineage: Eukaryota; Fungi; Ascomycota; Leotiomycetes; Helotiales; Sclerotiniaceae
Source: the annotation of a GenBank genome assembly
AUGUUGUUCAAGAAAAUCCAGAUCACAUUUUUCUCAACCAUCGCCUUCGCGGCACCUUUCAUUCCAAGCAACACUAUUUCUAGACGUGCAAUGACAUACGUCGAACAAGUUGGUGGAAUCGUCCCCGACGCCCUUACCAGCUGCGCAAGCGCACCAUUCCCAGCUGAAUGUGCUACCGGCCCUCAAGCCGCCAAGUUCAUCGCUGAUGCCAUCGGCGGUCAAGGUUUCUACUCCCCAGAGAUCGGAGCUCUCAUCGCCCUCAUGGGCUUUGAAACCGAGAAUUUCCAAUACAACAUCAACCAUUUCCCUGGUCGCCCAGGCCAAGGAACGCGCAACAUGCAGUCGGCAGAGUACAACUACCAGUACGCGCGAUCCUUCCCCGAACUCUCAGCACCUCUCGCAGCAAUCACAACAUCUACCGCCACGGUCGGUUUGUCUCCUGAUGUGUUAAACAAGAUCAUGGGUUUGGUGGCGGUCGAUAAGUACUCGUGGGGAAGCGCAGGAUGGUUUUUGAAGAAUGUGUGUCCUGCGAGUGUGAGAACAGCUCUCCAAACAGGCACACAGGACGGUUGGCAUGCAUACAUGGAAUGCGUGGGGGUUAAUAGUACUAACCCUGGCCGGUUGGCCUACUGGACUAGAGCCAAGACAACACUGGGAUUUUAA